AUGAACGAAAGUAACGAAGUCAGCAAAGAUUCUGAAGAUGACUGGGGAGUUGUGGACUCCAAAAUUUUGCCCUACCAAGAUGAACCGCUAGCGGCUGAAGAGGAAGCACUUGAUUUCGACGACUCUGAAAGAGACGUUGAUGGUCUUACUCCCUCGACUUUGGCAGAAAGAUAUGAACGAACAGUUUGUUUGGAAUCUUGGUAAGUGAAUUCAUUCAGCUCCAACUUCCAUUUCAUCCUGAAAGAUCUCCAACCAAACGUACAGUCUGGGGCAAAGAAAAAGAAAAACAAGCUUGACAUGGCCGUUCAACUUGAUUUUGUUUGGCAGGUGUCGCUGUCAACAUUGCAGAACAGAAUUAUUAGUUGGAUCAAUAGAAUUUCGCUGUUGCCGAGAAGUAACCAGCACGUCAGGGAAAAUGGUUUUUGAUGGCUCGAUUGAGAAAAUAAGCUGUAUAACACAACACGAGGAUUGUGACGCCAUAACUAACGAGCAGUUCUUGUUCAAGUGGCACCUUUACUGA
Porites lobata is the source of this 520-nucleotide messenger RNA. Lineage: Eukaryota; Metazoa; Cnidaria; Anthozoa; Scleractinia; Poritidae. The record is from the annotation of a GenBank genome assembly.